AAUAGUAAACCUGAUUUGGGAUCUUGGAAAAUAUCUUAAAAGUGACAGCCAAAAGAAUUUUGAGACAACAUUAGGCAGAGAAAAGAAAGGGGAAGUUUCUGCUGUUGUGAACCAUUAUUCUAAUUGGAGUUAUUUUUACUUUCAAUCUUAACUUGGCACAAUUAAAUAACUUCGCAAACUACUGGCAAUAGCACUUUGUUCUGCAGUGUUCAGUCAGAAUCCAGAGCUGGGGAUAGAUGUAUAUUCUUUCUAUCCUUUUACAGAAACUAUUCACUGGUUGGAAUCUGUGUGAGUUGCCUGAUUCUGUGAAGAAGAAUCUCGUGGCUGUCAAGAUGAAGAGUCUACUUUUUCUGGUGCUGAUUUCUCUCUCCUGGGCUGAUCAUCUUACUGACAACUACACUCUGGAGCAUGACAGAAUUAUCCACAUCCAAGCAGAAAAUGGCCCCCGUCUACUUGUGGAAGCAGAGCAGACAAAAGUCGUCUCACACCGAGGUGGCAAUGUCACACUGCCAUGUAAAUUUUACCGCGACCCCUCAACAAUUGGCUCAGGAACCCACAAAAUCCGAGUCAAGUGGACCAAGCUCACUUCAGAUUACCUCAAGGAAAUAGAUGUUUUUGUUUCUAUGGGAUACCACAAGAAAACGUAUGGCAACUACCAGGGGAGAGUAUUUCUAAAUAGAGGUAGCGACAAUGAUGCCUCCCUUGUAAUCACUGAUAUCACCCUGGAGGACUAUGGGAGAUACAAAUGUGAGGUGAUUGAAGGACUAGAAGACGAUACAGCAGUAGUAGCUUUGGAUCUACAAGGUGUGGUCUUUCCUUAUUUUCCACGACUGGGACGCUACAAUCUCAAUUUCCAUGAGGCUCGACAGGCUUGCCUGGACCAGGACUCUGUGAUUGCCUCUUUCGACCAACUUUAUGAUGCUUGGAGGGGAGGGCUAGACUGGUGUAAUGCUGGCUGGCUCAGUGAUGGAUCUGUGCAGUAUCCCAUCACUAAACCUAGAGAACCUUGUGGAGGGAGAAACACAGUGCCCGGUGUCAGGAAUUAUGGAUUUUGGGAUAAGGAUAAAAGCAGAUAUGAUGUAUUCUGUUUUACAUCCAACUUCAAUGGUCGCUUUUACUACCUAAUCCAUCCAACCAAGCUGACCUACGAUGAGGCAGUCCAGGCUUGUCUCAACGAUGGUGCUCAGAUAGCUAAAGUGGGCCAGAUGUUUGCUGCCUGGAAACUCCUGGGUUAUGACCGAUGCGAUGCAGGCUGGCUGGCAGACGGGAGCGUUCGUUACCCCAUCUCCCGGCCGAGGAGACGCUGCAGUCCUACCGAAGCAGCUGUGCGCUUUGCGGGCUUCCCAGAUAAAAAGCACAAGCUGUAUGGUGUCUACUGCUUCAGAGCGUACAACUGAGUGUACCCUAGAGCACUACCAUUUUAAAGUCAUUCAGAACAUGUGAAAGAUUUCUUUUCAAUAUGAACUCAUGCAAUUUACCAAAACUGUGAUAACCCUUUUUUACUUACUGUAAAGAGUCAUUUUCAUAAAAAAAAGUCCAAUACAUUAAUUUGUUUUUGUAAAACUAUCAUUCAAUAUAUAUUAUAAAUUAAUAUAAUUUUAAUGGAAGCUCUAUAUAAAGCUUUAGAGCCAAACUGUUUAAGCUACAUCAUCCCAACCAAAUAUGCUUUCAGGAAUGGGGCAUGCAAUAGCUUGAGGAUUGCUAGGACUAACUAAAUUAAGGAAUUGUAAAGGCUACUCGAAGCAGCAGCUUACACAAGCACAAAUUUUCCACCUUUGUACAAUUUUGAAAUGCACUACAAGAAACCAAUCAGAUCUGCAGAUGUGAGGCCCAGUCAUCUUUUCAUACCGGGGCCUCUAUGAGGUUGCAAAACAAAACAAUUUCACAAGGGAACAAAUAGACACUUUUCUAAAAGUCAGUAUUUAGAACACUAACAGACAAGUUUUAUUUUACUAUUUUAAAUAUCACCUUUCUGAUGGAGAACAUUGCAUAAAAAUGAGCACAGUUAGUUCCCUUCAAUAAUUUUCUAUCAUGAGAGAAAUGUUGAAGAGCAGAUGACAGUCAAUGAAUGAGCCUUCUUUUCUUCAAACUCAAAUUAAGAAUGCCUGAGAGGACUUCUAUUACUUUUUUGAGUAGCUUUACUGGGUUAUAUUUAAACUCCAAGGGCCGUUUGCAGAGAAGCAGUUACUGUCAUAUCUACUCAGGGCAGUUACAUAAAUGAACUGCUGGACAGAAAAAAAAAUUAAAAUUUAGCAGCUCAAUUUUAUAUUAACCUAUGAAAUGUUAUAGUGUUUAAAAAAUUACUAAACUAUUUAAUGUUUCUUCCUAUUUACAUUUCAUAAGGGAAAAUAUUUAAAAGUUUUAAGGGGGAAAAAGCUGCUAACACUUAUACUUCAAAAUAACUAAGCUUGCCCAAGUUCCCAAGGAACUUCCUUUUAAUGGAGGUAACUAAAAUCUUAUUUGGCAUCCAUGGUGGUUUUUUUUUUAAUAGGAAAAAGUACAAUUAUAAACUCUCCAAAUUGAAAAUAUGGUUAAUUAUGUCACUUCCCUUAGUUAAUUAAUCAUCAUCAAGCUUAAUGAAAUACUGAAGUGAAAUUAAUCACAGUUUCAAGAAAUCUUCAGGGCUUUAAAAGAGAUGUUAGCUCUGGGUUGGAAAAAAGAUGUUUAUAUAUUCACAGUUUCAAUCAAAACAGAACCCAGAAUUCUGUCCCUUCUCCCUUUUCCUUUAUUUUAUUUUUUGAAGAGCAUUGAGAACCCACAGGGACCAAUAUUUGUACUUAAGUUAUCUUUCCAUUUCCCAUUGUUUCCAUAACUAGUUCUGAUAAAUGGGAUUUAUUUAAUAGUGUGAUCCAAGUAUGCCACAGCUGGUAUGUUUUCAUGAAUGUUCUCAUGUAGAUUCUUUCCCAUGGCCAUGAGUAAAUAAACCUAUUUCCUGAA
This is a messenger RNA of Sarcophilus harrisii (Tasmanian devil), 2937 nucleotides long. RefSeq names its product hyaluronan and proteoglycan link protein 1 (gene HAPLN1). The transcript is spliced from 5 exons. Gene Ontology annotation, biological process: cell adhesion. The record is from RefSeq and is a predicted model, not a curated record. Gene Ontology annotation, molecular function: hyaluronic acid binding. The coding region runs from base 237 to 1397 and encodes 386 amino acids. Lineage: Eukaryota; Metazoa; Chordata; Mammalia; Dasyuromorphia; Dasyuridae.